AUGGGGUGUGGAAAGCCCCCCAACCACCCCAAGGAAUGGGGUGUGGAAAGCCCCCCAACCACCCCAAGGAAUGGGGUGUGGAAAGCCCCCCAACCACCCCAAGGAAUGGGGUGUGGAAUGCCCCCCAACCACCCCAAAGAAUGGGGUGUGGAAUGCCCCCCAACCACCCCAAAGAAUGGGGUGUGGAAUGCCCCCCAACCACCCCAAAGAAUGGGGUGUGGAAUGCCCCCCAACCACCCCAAGGAAUGGGGUGUGGAAUGCCCCCCAACCACCCCAAGGAAUGGGGUGUGGAAUGCCCCCCAACCACCCCAAGGAAUGGGGUGUGGAAUGCACCCCAACCACCCCAAGGAAUGGGGUGUGGAAUGCCCCCCAACCACCCCAAGGAAUGGGGUGUGGAAUGCCCCCCAACCACCCCAAGGAAUGGGGUGUGGAAUGCCCCCCAACCACCCCAAGGAAUGGGGUGUGGAAAGCCCCCCAACCACCACAAGGAAUGGGGUGUGGAAAGCCCCCCAACCACCACAAGGAAUGGGGUGUGGAAAGCCCCCCAACCACCACAAGGAAUGGGGUGUGGAAAGCCCCCCAACCACCACAAGGAAUGGGGUGUGGAAAGCCCCCCAAAGACCACAAGGAAUGGGGUGUGGAAAGCCCCCCAGCCACUACAAGGAAUGGGGUGUGGAAUGCCCCCCAACCACCCCAAGGAAUGGGGUGUGGAAUGCCCCCCAACCACUACAAGGAAUGGUGUGUGGAAUGCCCCCCAACCACUACAAGGAAUGGGGUGUGGAAUGCCCCCCCAACCACUACAAGGAAUGGUGUGUGGAAUGCCCCCCCAACCACUACAAGGAAUAG
Pelobates fuscus (common spadefoot toad) is the source of this 846-nucleotide messenger RNA. Its product is annotated as formin-2-like. Bases 1 to 846 code for a protein of 281 amino acids. NCBI's taxonomy places the organism in Eukaryota, Metazoa, Chordata, Amphibia, Anura, Pelobatidae. The transcript has a single exon. The record is from RefSeq and is a predicted model, not a curated record.